CAACAACCAACAGUCAACAGUCAAUCCACAACAAGCACUACUACCUCUUCAAACCCUUUACUCACACUUCAAUCCAAAUCCUCCAAAAUGGCCUUCUCUCAGUCUAGCCGCAACAUCCGCGUCGAGAACCACACCCUCUACGCCGAUUGCCUCGAGGAGGACAACGUCACCUGGCACCAAUCCAACAUGGACCUGGAUGCGGUCCUCGGCAACAUCAACGGUUCAUUCCAGUGGGGAAAGAAAGCGUUCAGCCAGUCUGCUGAGAACAUUGGGCUUGAGGAUACCUCCUACCUCACGGCCAAGCUUGCCAACCAGGUCGGAACCUAUGGCCCUCCUCAGAAGGUCAACCUUGAUGAACACAUUGCCAACAUCAACGGUGUUCUCAAGCCUUACCAGUUGUAAACUGAUGGCUAUUCCAUGUCGGCGCUCGGUCAAUGUCCAGAGCACAAGCCCUUAAGAUUGUUAAAUGCAACGGCAGAUAUCGCGAGAGGAGGACUUUGGGGUUAGAGGUCGACGAGAGAUUCGAUAUCUUGAUGCAACUUGCCAAUGACCUCCACCGGCACUUGGGAUUUUGAUUCUCAGUCUUCCGUAUCUAUCUUUAAUUUUGGCUUACUUAGGUGGCCUGAGGCUUGGGUGGUUGUUUUACGACUCCAUCCAGGCUCCUUGCCCUCUUGAAUUCACAGAUCUGC
This is a messenger RNA of Ilyonectria robusta, 689 nucleotides long. RefSeq names its product Cyanovirin-N. Bases 88 to 402 code for a protein of 104 amino acids. The record is from RefSeq and is a predicted model, not a curated record. The transcript has 2 exons. NCBI's taxonomy places the organism in Eukaryota, Fungi, Ascomycota, Sordariomycetes, Hypocreales, Nectriaceae.